Molecule: messenger RNA, 1680 nt
Organism: Pyrgilauda ruficollis (rufous-necked snowfinch)
Lineage: Eukaryota; Metazoa; Chordata; Aves; Passeriformes; Passeridae
Gene: WEE2
Product: WEE2 oocyte meiosis inhibiting kinase
Exons: 11
Coding region: 1-1680 (559 amino acids)
Biological process (GO): mitotic cell cycle; protein phosphorylation; regulation of meiosis I
Cellular component (GO): nucleus
Molecular function (GO): magnesium ion binding; non-membrane spanning protein tyrosine kinase activity; ATP binding
Source: RefSeq, a predicted model, not a curated record
AUGGAUGACUGGGACAACAACAAUGAAUUCGUUCAGCGACUGGACUUUUCCAGUUGUGGUGAAGAGAGUGAAGAAAGAAGUGUAAAUGAGGAGGACUCCCUGAGCUUGAGCCCCCCCAGAAGCUCAGAGUUCCAGAAAUGGCAAGAGAGCAGUCCUCUGCCAGCAACCCCUCAGAGAAAGCUUAGUGAGAUUUUCCUGAGCAGAACAAAAGCCUGGAUGAGUCCCACCCUGAAGUCUUCCCCAUCUGUGAGCAAGAGCUGGAGUAAACCUGAGACACCACUGCACAUCACAUGGAAAAAGCUGCAGCUCUGUGACACCCCGCACACUCCUAAGAGCCUGUUAUCAAAGACAGCUUUUCCUUCAUCUGCAACAAAGGUCCCAGCCAAAGGCUUUCGACAUUUGAGGUUCACUCCUCGUGCUGACUCUGACUCUUCCCAAGCUUCUCUUGUCAACAUUAAUCCCUUCACACCAGAAUCCUAUCGACAAAUGCUCUUCCAUCCUAAUGGCAAACGGAAGGCUGCAGGAGAGCUGAAUGAUCCUCAUCCAGGAAGCCAGAUUAAAAAGGAGCUACCUACAAAGAGAUAUACUCUGAAGGCGAGCAAUAUGGUUUCCCGCUACAAGAAGGAGUUCCUGGAACUAGAAAAAAUUGGCGUAGGGGAAUUUGGCUCUGUCUACAAGUGCAUCAAACGUCUUGAUGGAUGUGUUUAUGCCAUCAAACGCUCCAAAAGGCCUCUGGCAGGAUCCUCAGAUGAGCAGCUGGCACUGCGCGAGGUUUAUGCCCACGCUGUCCUGGGACACCACCCCCAUGUCGUGCGCUACUACUCGGCCUGGGCAGAGGAUGAUCACAUGAUUAUCCAGAACGAGCACUGCAAUGGUGGGAGUCUCCAAGAUGUGCUGCUGGAAAAUGCAAAGCUUGGGCAGUAUUUCCCAGAAGGAGAGCUGAAGGAAAUAUUGCUGCAAGUCUCCAUGGGACUAAAAUACAUCCACAACUCUGGCCUUGUGCACCUGGAUAUCAAACCUAGUAAUAUCUUCAUCUGUCACAAGCUGGCAGUUUCAGGCCCUGCUGGGCAGGAGGAGAGUGACAGUGAAGAUGAAUUCUCUCCUGGUGUGGUGUAUAAGAUUGGUGACCUUGGACAUGUGACAUCAAUAACAAACCCUCAGGUGGAGGAAGGAGACAGACGGUUUUUGGCCAAUGAGAUUCUGCAAGAGCAAUACUGCUACUUGCCCAAGGCAGACAUCUUUGCCCUGGCACUCACAGUGGCCCUGGCAGCUGGGACAGCACCACUACCUCACAACGGGGCCCUGUGGCACCACAUCCGGAAAGGCAAUGUCCCACCCAUCCCCCAGAAGCUUCCCCACCGUUUUCUUGAGCUCCUUAAGCUCAUGAUCCAUCCUGACCCAGCACAAAGACCUUCUGCCACGGCUCUCACCAAACACCCUGUUCUCCGUCCUUCAUGUGGAAAAGCUGUGCAGCUCCAGGAGCAGCUAAAUAUGGAGAAAUGCAAGACUGCCAUGCUGGAAAGGGAACUUAAAGCAGCUCGCCUUGCCCAGACCCUCAUGAAGGACCAAGCCUUAGGAAGUGCCAAGUUACAAGAGUCUGAAACCUCUUCUAAGCAGAAGAGCAAGCGUCUGGUGGGAGGGAAGAGCUGUCGCUCGUUUAGCUUUACUCUGGGUUUCUGA